AUGGAUUUGGCCUCGAGAAAAGCAGAAGAAGCUUCAUUGAGACGAUACGAUGCGGCCGGCUGGUUGAGGAAGAUGGUGGGAGUGGUUACAGCAAGGGAUUUGCCUGAUCACCCAUCUGAAGAAGAUUUUCGACUUGGUCUCCGAAGUGGGAUUAUACUUUGCACUGCUCUUAACAAGAUUCACCCAGCCGCCAUUCCAAAAGUAGUUGAGGCGCCUUCGGGCAGUGUGAUUGUUCCGGAUGGUGCUGCUCUUUCGGCCUUUCAAUAUUUUGAAAAUGUUAGGAACUUUCUGGAUUCUGCAGAGGAAUUGGGGAUUCCAGUUUUUGAAGCUUCUGAUCUGGAACAGGGAGGGAAGAGUUCAAGAAUUGUAAACUGUGUGCUGGCCCUGAAGUCUUAUUAUGAAUGGAAGGAAGGGGGUGGGAAAGGAGUGUGGAAAUUCUGUGGAACUUGGAAGCCUCAUUCGGCAUCCAAGCAAUUUGUCAGGAAGAGCUCUGAUGAUCUGUUUGUGAAUUCCCUCUCGAGGAACUCAUCCGUUGUUGAGCAGAACAGCCAGGGCUUUAAUGAAAUGGGUACCUCUGAUGCCUUGCAUUUGUUUGUUCGUGAGCUUCUUUCUGAUAAUAAGCAAGAAGAUAUCCCUAUGGUCAUUGGGAGUAUGCUAAGCAAAGUUAUGGAAGAAUUUGAACAACGGUUAGCAAGACAAAAUGAACAGGCUGAAACAAGUUCAAGAUGUGUGGAUGUCCCAAGUUCCAACGAGCAUCAAGUUGUCGAGGUUGGUACAAGUGAGAGAGACAUAGAUGUUACAAGUUCCUGCCUGAGUUCUGAGACUUCAAACAUAAUGGAAGACGAGAGUCGGUCCAAGAAUGAUUUGCGCGAUGGAAAUCCCAAACCAUACGGUUCCAAGCGUCAAGACUUGAUUGAAUACCAUCAAAGAAGCAUACAGGAACUCAAAAUUACUCUUCACUCAACGAAGGAAGACCUACAUUUGCUACACAUGAAGUAUCAAGAGGAACUCCAAUAUCUAGGUAAACACUUGAAUGGUCUUGCUGGUGCCGCUUCUCGAUACCAGGAGGUUCUUGAGGAGAAUCGCAAACUUUACAAUCAAGUGCAGGACCUCAAGGGAAAUAUAAGGGUAUACUGCCGAAUACGACCAUUUUUGCCACGACAGCCAACAGGUUUGAGUACUGCAGAAGCUCUGGAUGGACAGACUAUCUCAAUAAUCAAUCCUGCAAAAAAGGGGAAGGGGAAGAAGAUGUUCACUUUCAACAAGGUUUUUGGUCCAUCUGCCAGCCAAGAAGAAGUAUUUUCAGAUACACAGCCACUGAUUCGUUCUGUGCUUGACGGGUAUAAUGUUUGCAUAUUUGCUUAUGGCCAAACUGGUUCAGGAAAAACAUAUACUAUGACUGGACCCCAGGAACUUACACCCGAAAGCUUAGGUGUAAAUUACCGAGCUCUGAGUGAUUUAUUUUUCAUCUCACAGCAGAGAAAAGACAGCAUGUCAUAUGAUGUCUUUGUCCAGAUGAUAGAAAUCUAUAAUGAACAAGUUAGAGACCUCCUCGUCUCUGAUGAAAUCCGCAACAGCUCCCAUAAUGGUAUCAAUGUACCAAAUGCAAAUAUUGUGCCUGUUUCAUCAACAUCUGAUGUCAUCAACCUGAUGAACAUUGGGCUUAAAAAUCGUGCAGUUGGUUCCACUUCAAUGAAUGAGCGAAGUAGUCGUUCUCACAGUUGCGUGACUGUUCAUGUUCAAGGAAGAAAUCUGACAUCUGGGUCGAUUACUUGUGGUAGUAUGCAUCUGGUCGACCUGGCAGGAAGCGAACGAGCUGAUAAAACAGAUGCAGUCGGCGAUAGGUUGAAGGAGUCUCAGCAUAUUAACCGCUCUCUAUCUGCUUUAGGCGACGUGAUAGCCUCUCUUGCCCAAAAUCAGUCGCACGUCCCUUACAGAAACAGUAAGCUCACGCAGCUGCUCCAAGAUUCACUAGGGGGUCAGGCAAAGACUCUAAUGUUCAUUCACAUCAGCCCGGAACCUGAUGCUCUUGCAGAGACAAUGAGCACGUUGAAGUUUGCUGAACGCGUGUCUACUGUUGAGCUUGGUGCUGCUCGAGCAAACAAAGAUAGUCCGGAUGUCAGAGAACUAAAAGAACAGAUAGCUAGUCUUAAAGCAGCCUUGUCACGGAAAGAGAGAGGAGAAGAUGGAGCCACAAAUGGAUAUUUUACAUAUUCUCCAGAGCCAUCUUGGCAAAGUAUAGGAGAUGUUGGUAAGGGAGAGGGACAGACUGAGUCCUUAGCAGUAUUGAGCAUGCAUAGCUUUGAUGGCGAGGACUUGAUGGCUUCUCCAAUCAGUUUGGUGUCAACGGAGGAGGACAGAAGUGUCUCUGGUGAUUGGGUCGAUAAGGUUAUGGUGAAGAGCCACUUAGGAGAUCAGUCACCAGAGAUGUGUAGACGUGAUACUUCCAAGGUAUAUCCAGAACAUUCAUUGAGCAAAAUUGCAGUCCUAAGACGAGACAACAGUUUGGGAAGGAAUCAAUUUGAGGGUGCAGCAGAAUUAGAAUACACGGAAGUAGAAGCUAGUGAUGAAUCAGAUUACCAGUGGCAAACAAAUGGUGCCAAGCAAAAUGGCGGGGGAGGAACAAAAGCCAAAACACCUACUCAAAAUCAAAGGCAUAUGAAAAGCCCUGAAAUAAGGAGCCUGAUUCCUCAACCACCAACGAGGAAAGUCGCGAAUGGAUCUAAUUCGCCAUCGAUGAAAAAUGGAAAGAAACCAGUUGUGGUUGACGGGAAACGAAAGCCAGCCUCCACCGUUCGGAAGUGAGAGCCUAAUGUAUCCAUCUUUGCAUUCAUCGAUUGGAAUGUGUUAACAAAUUGUCAUUUGUUCCUGUUUUCCAUUUUGCAGUGGUGAUUCUUGCUUUUAUAUGCAUAUAUGUUAGUAUUUACUUUUUCUAAUCCCAUGGAUGAGUGUUGGUGCUGUAACACAAGGUUUUUUUUAUUUACAUAUAUAUUCACUCUUUUGUAAUUGUAAAUCUUUCACUGUACAAGAAGAGAGGAUCAUAUUG
Salvia hispanica is the source of this 3046-nucleotide messenger RNA. The record is from RefSeq and is a predicted model, not a curated record. NCBI's taxonomy places the organism in Eukaryota, Viridiplantae, Streptophyta, Magnoliopsida, Lamiales, Lamiaceae.